AUGCGCUUUUACCUUUCUCGCACCGUCAUCAAAUCACUUGUGCAGCAGCAACUUAAGAAAGCGCAAUACUAUAAUAUACAGUCCACUUGCAGCUACAUACUUGUUAACCAACUUGUACAUGGUCCUUCGAGCCGUCAACGGAAUCAGAAGGAAGAAGUUCAACAUUUGGGGAUCACGUCCACAUCAACUAUUAACUUCAAAUCUGCAUCAUAUAAAAUGGAAAAGAGUUCUGCAUCUAGCGUUCCAAAAUGUCGCGUCUGUGACGACCGACAUUUCCUCACGUCUUGUCCAAAGUUUCUUCGCAUGCCAGUGGUUAAGAGAAGGGAAGUAGUGAAGGAGAAGGGCUUCUGCUUUAACUGCCUUUGCACGGCACACACGAGGCACUGGUGUCCGUCGAGAAAAACGUGCAUGGUGUGCCAAAAUCACCAUCACACACUUAUACACAUGGAUGCAGCUGCAAAAAGAACAGUUCACAACAGCAGACCUCAAACUCCAUCACGAUCCAAAUCUGUAGACCAAAGACGUCCAUCUUCAUCUACACAACGGAAGAAAUCAUGCGUUGACGAGCGCCUCAGCCGACGGACAAAAACGCACGUUUUUCUGCCCACUGCCCUGGCACGAUGUCUUACUCCGAGAGGUCCAGAGAAAACAAGGGUCCUAUUGAACUCAGGCGGCAUUCAAACAAUAAUUGUACGAGGCUUGGUUGAAAGACUACACCUCAACACAACAAGAAAAGAUGGAAAAGAAUACUGCACGCUCAAUCUGCAGUCUUACCAAGACCCCACUGCCAAAAUACAAGUGUCUGGUGUAGUAAAGCCGCAGCUGAAUAUGAUGCUUCCAACAACGGUGUCAGAUGAGAAAUUAAAGAAGACCUAUGACCAGAUAACCGACUUAGCGGAUCCACACGUCUUUGCACCAAAGAACAUCGAGGUCGUAAUUGCUAACGAUCUGCUUCCCAAGAUUUUAAAGGCCGGCAUGAUACAAACCUCCUCUACGAUGCCCAUCGCCCAAAGCACCAUCUUUGGGUGGACAAUUUCUGGUCCCUGUCAAUAUUAA
Messenger RNA from Stomoxys calcitrans (stable fly), 1056 nucleotides. RefSeq lists its product as uncharacterized. Bases 1 to 1056 code for a protein of 351 amino acids. The transcript has 3 exons. NCBI's taxonomy places the organism in Eukaryota, Metazoa, Arthropoda, Insecta, Diptera, Muscidae. The record is from RefSeq and is a predicted model, not a curated record.